UCCUCGUCUUUUCAACGCGCAAAAUAUCAAAUUUGACCUUCCGAAGAAACCCUUUAUAUAUUUUUCUCUCGGCGUUUUGUUCUUUUCCCGUUUCCCAAACCGGGCUUUUACGAUUGCGAAAAUUCGAUCCCGUUCGGACUUUCAGCGGCAGUGUUUUGUUUUCCGAUCUCGAGAGCGUUGAUUGGCCGUCUCCAUGUCCGCGGCGACGCCGUCUUACUGGUGCUACAGAUGUAGCCGCUUCGUUAGGGUCUUCAACGACGCCGACGCUUCCACCGUCUCCGCCGUAUCUUCCUCAGUGUUGUGCCCGGACUGCGAGAGUGGCUUCGUGGAGGAGAUCAACAACCCGACCCGCUUCGGAAACGUGGACUCGCGCCGCAGCAGGAGGUUCCCAGCUGCCGCGAUGUACAUGGUUGGAGCCAACAAUGGCUCCGGUUCCAAUCCGGAUCAUACCGCUUCCGGUCCUUCGGGACCUCGAAGAGUUCGACGAAACAACGGCGACCGCUCACCGUUCAAUCCAGUCAUCGUCCUCCGCGGAACAACGGCGGACAACGCCGCCACCAUCGAGGAAGGCCGCGGAUUCGACCUUUUUUACGACGACGGCAGCGGCUCGGGGCUCCGGCCCUUGCCUGCAAGCAUGUCCCAGUUUUUACUCGGGUCCGGGUUCGACCGCCUACUCGAACAGCUGUCGCAGAUUGAGAUCAAUGGAAUCGGCGGAUGCGAGCAGAGAUCGGCGUCGAGAUUGGCGAUUGAUUCGAUGCCGACGAUCAAACUCGACGACGCUCACAUAACGGCGGAGCAUCACUGCGCCGUGUGCAAAGAAGCGUUCGAAGUAGGCACGGAAGCUCGGGAAAUGCCCUGCAAACAUAUAUACCACUCCGACUGUAUACUGCCGUGGCUUGCGCUCCGGAAUUCGUGUCCUGUAUGCAGACACGAGCUGCCGGCCGAUUCGUCGCCCGAGACGGGUCAGCAGGAAGACGAAAACGCGGGUCUUAUGAUCUGGAGGCUGCCUGGGGGCGGAUUCGCGGUGGGGAGAUAUAGCGGGGGGAGAAGAGGCGCCGAGAGAGAGCUGCCGGUGGUGUAUACCGAGAUGGACGGCGGGUUUAGCGGCGGCGGAGCUCCGAGGAGGAUUUCGUGGACGAGAAAUGGUGGAAGACGGAGACAGAGCGGUGGGUUGAGGAGGUUUUUUAUGAAUCUGUUUGGUUGUUUUAACGGGGGUGGGUCGUCGGCAGCGAGUUUGGUUUCGGGUUCGGAAAUGAGGGUUGGGGCGCCGACGCCCCCUCCGUCGACGAGUCAUCAAAGACUGAGGUUUAUGGAAUUGGAACCGGCGGAGACGUCGACGCCAAGGCGGCGGAGGACUUGGUCUAUGGAGGUGAAUAGCGGUAUUGUGAGAUGGUGACACGUGGAAAAUGUAGUCGUUUCCGUUGGUUGAUUCACUCGUGCUGUAAAUAUUGGGGGGAAAACGAGUGAAUGUGAAGGACCUUUUGAGCUCACGAUUUGGCCGAUUAAUUGACGUUUAAUUGAGCUGUGGGAAAAGGGCCUGAAAAUCCCCAAGAAAUUACUAAAGCUAGUUAAAGUAAAAUCCAAGAGAAAAGCAGAAAAAAAUGGAGAAGGACCUCCAGUUGAGAUUUCAAGUUUUCAGGGACUGAAAUCUAAAAUCAGAAUUUAGAUUUGGUGCUUUUUCAUAGAUGUAUUCUAUUAAAAACGUCUUUCAAUUUUCAUGAAUUUGUAAUUUUUAGGUAGACUCAGUUUGUUAUUUUCAUAAUACUCCCUUCCUACUUCCUAGCAUAGUACCUGUCAUUAUUUUUUCAAAAAAUGUAUAAUGCCUAAGGUAUAACCAUUUUUUGUUCGGUAAAUUCUACCAUACGACAAUGUAUGCAAUAUUGUUUAUGUAAUAUAUAUAAUAGUUUAACUAUA
Messenger RNA from Pyrus x bretschneideri (Chinese white pear), 1914 nucleotides. RefSeq names its product probable E3 ubiquitin-protein ligase RHC2A. Lineage: Eukaryota; Viridiplantae; Streptophyta; Magnoliopsida; Rosales; Rosaceae. The transcript has a single exon. Gene Ontology annotation, molecular function: ubiquitin protein ligase activity. The coding region runs from base 194 to 1396 and encodes 400 amino acids. Gene Ontology annotation, cellular component: cytoplasm. The record is from RefSeq and is a predicted model, not a curated record. Gene Ontology annotation, biological process: protein ubiquitination.